UCAUAACAAGUUUCAAGGCCAUUCUAGUAUUGUAAUUUUGAAAUUCUCUGUUUGGGAUGUUUUUGGAUUACCAUGCGCUGCAUGCCGGGAUACAUCUCCGUGUUGACACAAAAUGGUCGAGUAUGUUCUGUGACCCGGGAGUUUAGCAGGCCUAAAACCAAACUUUUAUCGUAUUAUUCGACACGCAGAACAUCCAUUCAAAUAGUAUAUACCGAAGAUAGUGUUAUAGCAAGGACAUUGAUACAGCAUGAGAGCAAGACUGGCGAAGGAAAGCUGAUUUGGCCACAGACAGAAAGUCCGACCCUGCAUGACUCGGAUACCACUCACAGGACACAGUUACCUACACCAUAGAGGACACUAAACCAAGCCGAAUGAAGAGAGUGGCUGCAAAGCAUCUAAUUGAGCGGUACUUUCGCCAGUUAACAGAGGGCUGUGGAAAUGGGGCCUGCACCAAUGAGUUCUGUGCUUCGCAUCUUGGUUUUCAACCGCUGGAUCACAACACAGCGGCUAUCAGAGCCCUGGAGCUGUGUAAAAUGAACGCCAAACUGUGUGGUCACCCCUCCGCUGUCUUCCCUGACAACAACAGUGCCAAAGAGACACAACCUGCCUUAUUGGGUGACCACCACGGGAAGAUGACAGACCACAAAGACCACCUGUUUCCCCCUAGGGAAGACUUCAGAGAGGUGCAUUACCUGACAGAAGAGAAGGUGUAUGAGAUCCUGAGUAUCUGUGAGGGGAAGAAGGACUACUCUCCUCUGAUCCGAGUCAUCGGGAGGAUCUUCUCCAGCGCAGAGGGUCUGGUGCAGAGCUUCAGGAAAGACAAGGAACAACACCCCAACACCAAGGAGCAGCGCAAGACCCACCAGGCCAAAGAUGAGGACAAGGACGAGGACGACAAGGAGAGAACCAGCGCCAUGGAGCAGGAAUCAGAGGAAUCAGAGGCCUCUGCGUCCAUGGAGGGAGCGACGGGAGCGACGGAGAACACACUGGGUCCUGUAGAGGUAUCAGUGGACAUAGAAGCUGUCAGGAGAGUGUACGACAGACUCCUCUCCAACGAGAAGAUGGAAGCAGCCUUCCUCAACGCGCUGGUCUACCUGACCCCCAACGUAGAGCUGGAUCUAACCUAUCUAGACGUCUACGACACCAACCCAGACUACCUAAACAUCUUCAUCAUCGUGAUGGAGAACAGCAACCUCCACAGCCCAGAGUACCUGGAGAUGGCUAUGCCCCUGUUCUGUAAGUGCAUGAGUAAACUCCCGCUGCCUGCCCGGGCCAAGCUGACGCGCCUGUGGUCUCAGUACAGUGUAGAACACAUCAGAAGUAUGAUGGAGACCUUCCAGCAGCUCAUCACCUACACGGUAAUCAGCAACGAGUACGACAGCGACAGUCUGGUGAACGAUGACGAGUGUGUGGUAGCCGCUGCCAAGUGUCUGAAGCUGGUGUUCUACGCCAACGUCCUGGGAGGAGACCUGGAUACGGGUCACAACGAGGAGGAGGAGGAGGAAGAGGAGGCAUCAGAGUCCAGCGAGCUCACUCUGCAGGACCUCCUGGGGGAGGAGAGGAGGAACAAGAAGGGGCCCCGGGUCGACCCUCUGGAGAAGGAGCUGGGUGUCAGGACCCUGGACUGCAGACGACCCCUAAUUCCCUUCGAGGAGUUUGUCAACGAGCCGCUAAACGAUGUUCUAGAGAUGGACAAGGACUUCACCUUCUUCAAGGUGGACUCCGAGAGUAAGUUCUCCUUCCAGACCUGCCCAUUCAUCCUCAACGCCUGCACAAAGAGCCUGGGUCUUUACUACGACAACCGCAUCAGUAUGUACAGCGAGAGGAGGAUCACUGCCCUCUACAGCCUGGUGCAAGGACAGCAGCUCAACCCAUACCUCCGGCUCAAAGUACGGCGAGACCACAUCAUCGACGACGCCCUCGUCAGGUUGGAGAUGAUCGCCAUGGAGAACCCAGCGGACCUGAGGAAGCAGCUUUUUGUGGAGUUUGAAGGAGAGCAGGGCGUCGACGAGGGAGGGGUGUCCAAAGAGUUCUUCCAGUUAGUGUUGGAGGAGAUGUUCAACCCUGAUAUUGGCAUGUUUACGUAUGAUGAGUCCACCAAGCUGUUCUGGUUCAACCCGUCCUCUCUGGAGAACGAGGCCCAGUUCACCCUGAUAGGCAUCGUCCUGGGCCUGGCCAUCUACAACAACUGCAUCCUGGAUGUUCACUUUCCCAUGGUGGUCUACAGGAAACUGAUGGGGAAGAAAGGCACCUUUCUGGACCUGGCAGACUCACACCCGGUUCUGUACCAGAGUCUGAAGGAGCUGCUUGGGUAUGAGGGGAACGUGGAGGAGGACAUGAUGAUCACCUUCCAGAUCUCACAGACUGACCUGUUUGGAGACCCCAUCACUUACGACCUGAGGGAACACGGGGACAAGAUACCUGUUAGUGCGGACAAUAGGAAGGAGUUUGUCUCUCUGUAUGGUGAUUACAUACUUAAUAAGAGUGUGGAGCGCCAGUUCAAAGCCUUCAGAAGGGGCUUCCAGAUGGUCACUAACGAGUCACCGCUCAAGUGUUUAUUUAGACCUGAAGAGGUAGAGCUACUUAUCUGUGGAAGCAGGAAUUUAGACUUUCAGGCACUUGAAGAAACGACCGAGUAUGACGGAGGCUACAGCAAGGAUUGUCGCGUUAUUAAAGACUUCUGGGAGACGGUGCACUCGUUUGGUGAGGAGGAUAAGAGACUGUUCCUCCAGUUUACUACAGGGACCGACAGAGCACCAGUGGGAGGCCUGGGCAAGCUGAAGAUGAUCAUCGCCAAGAACGGCCCCGACACAGACAGGUUACCUACAUCUCACACCUGUUUUAAUGCUUUGCUGCUCCCUGAAUACGAUUCGAAGGAGAAGCUGAAGGAGAGACUUCUCAAAGCCAUCACUUAUGCCAAAGGAUUUGGAAUGCUGUGACAUAAAAAAAAAAAAAAAAGACAACUCUGCAAAAAAACAAAACAAACUUCUCUUCAAUGGUUUUAUGUUUUAUAAUGGAGAAGGAUGCAACGAAAGUGGCAUUACGACAAGGAAGUGCUCCAGUGACUGUGUGCCUGAACAGCAACUAGACUCAACUAGCAGACAGACACUUCGAUCUAGGCCCCCCCCUCAGAUCCCGUUAAUGUACGUAAAACCUCCUCCUUACUUUCUAGGUUUUUCAAAUAGUUUAAAUCAGUUAUAGUUCUGACUGGAGCUCGCUGGGUUUAUUUGAUGUGUUUAUUAAAGAUUUAAGAAGAAGCAGGUUAUCAUUGAUUGUUGUGAAAGUGCACUUAACUAGACCUUCAGAAUGUUUGUGAAUGGUAUAUACAGUACUGUAUACUGCCUUCAGAUGACAUUUUGUACGUUUAUGGUAUUCUUUAAUGCCAGCAGUGUUGUCGGUAACACUUCCUAAUAUAAUACCCUCUUCAUAAUGCAUUGAAAGUACAUUUAUAUAAUGUCUUAUGAGCUGUGCAUAAUGCAUUACAAUGCCUGACAUAGGUGUUUAUAGCUGCUCAUAGACUUCUAUAAUGCUUUGUUUCAAGUUUUAUUGUCACGUGCAAAAGUACUAUGAAAUACCUUUCACUGUACUUGAAGUGGGUGUUUUAUAUGAAGUGUUGGCAUGGCGUCGUCGAGGUGACAGGACUGUUCUAAACGGGGGGUAGUGUUGGCAUGGCGUCGUCGAGGUGACAGGACUGUUCUAAACGGGGGGGUAGUGUUGGCAUGGCGUCGUCGAGGUGACAGGACUGUUCUAAACGGGGGGUAGUGUUGGCAUGGCGUCGUCGAGGUGACAGGACUGUUCUAAACGGGGGGGUAGUGUUGGCAUGGCGUCGUCGAGGUGACAGGACUGUUCUAAACAGUACACCAAUGCAGUGUUCCUGUUCUGCUAUAAGCUAUGCAAAUGGAACCCUAUUCCCUACAUAGUGCACUACUUUUAACCAGUGGUCCACAUAGGGAAUAGGGGGCCAUUUGAGACGCAGGCUAUGUAUCAUGGAGUUGCAUCACUGCUGCUACUUUGGUAAAUCACUCUGCUACUUUUGGCUGCAGUCCUGCAUCUUAACUCGUUCUGAUGUGUUGAAUAGCUUUGCUGUUUAAACAUACAUAGAUGUUUUUGCAAUGUUCAUUUUGUAUGACAGAACAGAACACUGUCAGCCCUGAUGGAGUGCUUUCACAUUUUUAUUUUUUUUCUCGCAUGGUUACAGACAUAAAGUAAAUAAUUAGCUUUGCAACGCUCCAGUGAAUUGUCGGGUCAUUUUAAUAGUUUGGUAGCUGUGCUCUCACUUACAGUUGCAAAAUUCUUUUUUGAAAUGCUUUUCCCAAAAUUCCUUGGUUUCCCAGAAAUCCCGGUUGGAAGAUUCCCAGAAUCAGGAGGGAAUAAAGAGGAAAUCCUGAAUGUUCCAACCAGGUGUUCUGGAAAACCUGGGAAUAUUGGGAUUGUUACCAGAAUUGUGCAACCCUAAUCUGACUUCACAGUUAAUCUGACCCAGAUACUGUGAAAUAUUGACUUGGAUAAAUGUUUUUUUGCACUCACUGCUAUAAUAAUACCACUGAAUUGAUGUGCCACGUCCAUGCUCCAAACAGUGUGUUAUUCCCUUAAGUAUUUUGGUUCGUUCAUGUUUGAUUGAUUUGGUGUGACCGGUUUGGUUUUCUUGGCCAUUAAAGCUGUACACCUGAAAGCCUCCCAAGCCAUGCAGAACGUUUUGGUUUAAUAUCCUAUGGUGUUUACAACAGUCUUGGAAAGGAAGGGAAGUACAGUGCCUUCAGAAAGUAUUCAUACCCCUUGGAUUUAUUCCACAUUUUGUUGUUUUACAGCCUGAAUUCAA
Messenger RNA from Coregonus clupeaformis (lake whitefish), 4819 nucleotides. Its product is annotated as ubiquitin-protein ligase E3A-like. The transcript is spliced from 14 exons. Bases 372 to 2939 code for a protein of 855 amino acids. The record is from RefSeq and is a predicted model, not a curated record. Lineage: Eukaryota; Metazoa; Chordata; Actinopteri; Salmoniformes; Salmonidae. Gene Ontology annotation, molecular function: ubiquitin protein ligase activity. Gene Ontology annotation, biological process: protein polyubiquitination.